AUGAGUUAUUGUAAAAUAUUCGGAAGGUCGUUAGUAUGUGUCAGAAAAGCUAGUGAUGUUGUAUACAAGGACGUGAUAAGGUUAAGUUUGAAAGCAGGAAACGGUGGUCAAGGGCUUCCGAGGUACGUAGCAUUCAGAUUAAACUACUUUUCAUUAUAAAAAUAACGAAAGUAAUAUUGUUUUAUAUGAUAUUAUAAGCUUAAAAGCUUCUUUUCUAGGUACAAUGGAGUAGGAGGUAAAGGAGGAUCGAUUUAUGUUAUACCAGAAAGGAAUGUCCAGUUUCAGAACGUUUAUGAUAAAUACAGGGACAAAGGAUGGGUUGUGAAGGCUGAAGCUGGACAAUCAGCUCAAAAAAUAAAACUCGUAGGGAAUCCGGGAAAGGAAAUUGUAGGUUUUAAAAAAAAUCCACACUUUCAAUGGCUAAAACAACUAUUUUUAGUUAUUUACUUUCUAAUGAAUGAUAUAUUUAGGUAAUAAAGGUUCCGUUAGGAGUAGAAUGUGUUGAUAUAGGGACGAAGAUACUGUUGGCGAGGUGUGUCACACCAGGAAGGAAAUUACUUAUAGCUAGAGGUGGACAUGGGGGAAAUGUUGGCAAUAAUUAUAAGUAAGUUGUGCUCAAGAUAAAUGUUAAAAACUCAUCAGAAACAUUAAAUUUUGAAAACUUUUGAAUCAAAAAAAAAUUUAAUAACCUAUAAUAAUAUUUUUAAAACCAUUAUUUCAGAGGACAACCAGGAGAACAUAUCAGCUUGGCCAUUCACCUCAAACUAAACACCAAUAUUGGCUUAUUGGGCUUACCGAACGCAGGAAAAUCGACAUUAUUAAAAGCAUUUGUACCUAAAAGUAAAGUGAAAAUCGCCAACUACCCUUUCACCACCAUCAAUCCUCAAGUACUGGAUCUGGAGUACGAACAAGAUCCAGAUGAAUACAAGUUUUCGUUAAGUGUGGCUGAUCUACCUGGAAUUAUCGAAGGAGCAUCGAGGAAUCGUGGCAGAGGACAUGCGUUUUUGAAACAUCUCGAAUACAGUGAUAUGAUUGUCAUGGUAGUGGAUUUGAAUGGAUUCCAAUUGUCUAAUGAUCUUUCGGAACCGUUUAGGUAAGAAUAACUAAUUUGUUAUGUAUAUUUGUCAUUUAGGAAUGCUCUAGAGUCAGUGUCAGUACUAUGUCAAGAAAUGGAAAACUAUGAUGCUAGAUUGACCCGAAAACCGUUAGUUGUCGCUUUAAAUAAAGUCGAUUUGUUUGGGCAAGAAGUGAGUUUUAAAUAUUUUUUUUGGUCAAAAAGUCCUCAGAAUUCCAUUUUUUGGCUUAAAAUUGCGCAGAAUUCUUUUUUGGCCCAAAAGUUCUCAAAAAAUUAUUUUUUAAAAACUACUAUAUUUUUCAGAAAGCCCAUGAAAUCGUGCAAAAACUAAAAUCAAAAACAUGGUGGAACGAAGUGCCUGAGGAAAUAAGGCCCACAACCCGGGUGAAGUUUGUCGAUGUGAUUCCAAUCAGUGCUAGAUCGAAACAAGUAGAUGAACUCAAAGAAUGCCUACGGCAGGUUCAUGACAAUUUAAAUGAACCUAAGCCAAUGGCAUUCAAAAAGCACGAAACGGAAUCGGGUGAGAUUAUGAUCUGA
Molecule: messenger RNA, 1612 nt
Organism: Bursaphelenchus okinawaensis
Lineage: Eukaryota; Metazoa; Nematoda; Chromadorea; Rhabditida; Aphelenchoididae
Source: the annotation of a GenBank genome assembly